GGUAAGCUUCAUUUUAAAACUCAGUAAUAGACUUCUUUUUUUCUUCGCUCUCUCUUAUUGCAUUAUUGCAGCAGCAGCCACUCUUGUUGUCUCCACUUUCUAUCACUAAACCCAUCCGUUCUCUUUCUCACUUGUCAAUUUUUUUUUGCAUAUGUCAUUCUUCUCUUUUUAAGUUUCUUCUACUGACCACUGGUAGGUGUAUGGAUUUGUGAGUGAAGAAGAAGAAGAAGAAGAAUCUUUAAAUGGAUUGGAACUUCAAACCCAGCUCCGGUUAUUUCUCCGAGUUCGACCAAGAAUCUGUACCGGAUAUAACCCCAACCGAUGCAUCGAUCUCGUUUGGUGGGUCAUCCUCACCACCAAAAGGAGAUUUCUCAUUUGAUCUGAAACUUGGAAGAAACAUCGGAAACUCCUCUGCUUUUGGUAAUACAGAGCAAGUGAUAAGUCUUGGUAAGUUGAAAGAGAGCGCACCAGAGGCUUCAAGAAGCUCCUCUGGUUCGUCCAAGAGGACAAGAGGGAACAACCAGAUCCCGGUUUGUCUGGUUGAUGGAUGUGAUUCUGAUUUUAGUAACUGUAGAGAAUAUCAUAAAAGACAUAAGGUCUGUGAUGUACAUUCGAAAACUCCUGUGGUUACAAUCAAUGGCCAUAAACAGAGGUUUUGUCAACAAUGCAGCAGGUUUCAUGGUUUGGAAGAGUUUGAUGAAGGAAAGAAAAGUUGUAGGAAACGUCUUGAUGGACACAAUAGAAGAAGACGGAAGCCUCAGCCAGACCAUAUCGGUCGUCAUGCAACUUUCUUCCAAGGUAGCAAAUUGCUGGAUUUUUCUAGCUCUCCACAUAUGUUCCCAACUACAACAUCUGUUGGUAGUCCGAGCUGGGGAAACGGUCUUGUAAGCGUAGAUAUGGCCAAUGGUUCAAGUUACGGGCAGAACCAGAGCUAUGCUGGUUCUUGUCCUGCAAAGACAGACAUUAUGUUCCCAGUAUCUUCUUCUCCAAUCAGUAGAGGGAAACAGUUCCCUUUCUUGCAAGAAGAAGAAGACUGCUCGAGAAUGACGAGUUGCGUCCAUGACUCUGAUUGCGCUCUCUCUCUUCUGUCAUCAUCUUCCUCGUCAGUCCCUCAUUUGCUUCAGCCACCACUUUCUUUGUCCCAAGAAGCAGUAGAGACGGUUUUUUAUGGGUCCGGAUUGUUUGAGAAUGCGAGUGCAGUCUCUGAUGGAUCCGGUAAUGAGGCUGUGGCUCUUCCACAGACGUUCCCGUUUCACUGGGAAUAGUAGUAGUAGUAGUAGGCAGAUAGAAUCAGAAUUGUAUGUCUGCUUCUCUUUCUCUAUUCUCUUCUCUUUCUCUCUUAUUUUUUCAAAGUUUUGUAAUUUAUAAGCAGUACGCUAUUGCAGCAUGACUCAAGUUUCAUCAAGUACGUUUAAAACACAACUUUACUUAA
Raphanus sativus (radish) is the source of this 1432-nucleotide messenger RNA. RefSeq names its product squamosa promoter-binding-like protein 13A. Gene Ontology annotation, cellular component: nucleus. Gene Ontology annotation, molecular function: DNA binding. NCBI's taxonomy places the organism in Eukaryota, Viridiplantae, Streptophyta, Magnoliopsida, Brassicales, Brassicaceae. The transcript is spliced from 4 exons. The record is from RefSeq and is a predicted model, not a curated record. The coding region runs from base 243 to 1265 and encodes 340 amino acids.